AAUAUUCAAGUGCAAUAUCAUCAUCAUCAUUUUUUUCAUCAAAAAAAAAAAUUUUUUUUUAAUUUAUAUAUCCCAGUGAAAAUUGUUCUAGUCUUUAUUUUUAUUUCCUCUCUCUCUCCCUCUGUGUUUGUGUGCAUGAGUAUAUGUGUGUGUGUGUGUCCAAUUUUCGAUCUUUUACAUCGAAAUAUGAUAAAUUCAAUGUGACCUAUUCUUUUUUUUUACUAACAAGAAUUUCAUUAAAAUAAACAAAACAAAACGCAAUAUUUGUACAAAUUUGAAUAAAACAACGAAAUUAUUCUUCAAAAUAACAAUCUAAAUAUCUAAAGAUAUGAAUGAAGAUGAAUUGAAUAUUCAACUACAACAACAACAACAACAACAGAAUGCAUCGACAAAACAACAAUCGGAAGAGAAUAUUACCAUAUCGAUUAGUGGAAGAUCAUCAUUACAACAACAACAACAACAACAAUCUGAUUGUAUUGAUAAUGGAAAAUCAUCAUCCACCUCAUCAUCAUUAAUGAAUUUUCUAUCUAAUAAUAAUAACCAUCAUCAUCAUCAUCAUUUCAAUAGCUACGGUGGUCAUCAUACGGUCGAUAUGCAAAGUAUUGGUCAUAAUAAUAAUGAUUCUUCAUCAUCAUUUGAAGAAUCAACUUCAAAUAUAUUGAAUAAUACUCUUUAUCUUCCGAUGUUAAUCAAUAAUUCUAAUUCUAGUAGGCAAUCACAAUUGCUUAAUUGUUCCACCGUUAAUAAUAAUAAUAAUAAUAACAAUGAUGAUGAUAAAGAUGAUAUUUCAUUAACGUUUUCCAAUCUAAAUAUUAAUAAUGAAACGAAUAAUGAUAAAUUCUGGUCUGGUCUGGAUGUAGCCGCUACCACCACCAAUAAUAAUAAUUCGAAUGAAAAUUUCAAUAAUCAACAUUAUGCUGCUGCUAUAGCGGAUAAUUCGCUACAAUUUUCUGAACAAUCUUUAGUUCAAAAAAUGCAAAAUCAAUCUGGCCAAAUAAACAUGUCACAAAAAUUGUCGAUGAAUAUUCAAAAUUAUGGUUCAUCUUUGAAUCAUCGACCUUUGCUGUCAUCAUCGGUAUCUCAAAAUUCUAGUCUUUAUAAUCACAACAACAACAACAACAACAACAAUAAUAAUAAUAAUAAUAGUAUCAGCAGCAGUAGUAGUGCAAGUAUUCAACAACAUCCUAAAUCAAUAUCCAAUUUGAAUUGGCCACGAUCGUCACCACAACAAGGAAUAGUACAACAACAAAAUUCAUUACAAUCCAAUGGUCUGAAUUGUUGGUCGAAUGCAUUCACAUCGAAUUAUCCUUCAAUUUCAUCAACGAUAUAUAAUACAUCAAAUACUACCAAUUCGAAUAUUGUUUCAUCAUCACCAUCGGCAUCAUCAUCGCCAAAUGUAUGGUCUAAUGUUCUAUAUUCAAAUCAACAACAACAACAACAACUACAGCAACAACAACAACAGAAACGUAAUCCACAACAACAAUUUUCAAUCAAUAAUCAGAAUCCAAUGGCCAGUACAACAGCAGCAGCAGCCGCAAGCAGUAAUAGUAAAAAAUUAUUUUUUCCAAAUGAAAAUCAAUUGUUUUUAAAUGAAGCGAAUCAAAUGAAAUUUCGUCGUCAAACUCAAGCAGCAGCCGGAAUGAUAUCGACAAAAAAUUAUCCUCCAAACACAUGUUUACCUGGUGUUGUUGUUGGUGGUGGUCAAACAACUACCUAUGAUUUAGGUUCAGCUGGAAGUGAUAAUACUUCAUCAUCAAGUGAUUCGGCCAAUCUUCGUGAGAAUGGAUUAUUUUUUCAUGAUAAAAAUUUUGAACAAACCCCAUUACUUGAUUCAUUUACACGCAACACAACAACAUUGGAUCCACAGCUAUGUGAUGUAUUGAAAUCAAGCCAAGAAGCUAGUAAAAAUGUUUUCAAUAAUUAUGUUGGCCAGACGAAUUUAUCAGAUGAUAAAAAACAUUUAAAAGGCCGUUUUAAUCGAAGAAGAGGAAAAUCACCAUUUUUCACUGGAAAUGAUACUGAAUCAUUGUUCAAUGAUUUCCCAAUGUCAAAUAAUGAUCCCAAUGAACGAUUUUCACGUAAAGUUUUUGUUGGUGGUCUACCACCUGAUAUUGAUGAAGAGGAAAUCACUGCCAGUUUUCGAAGAUUUGGACAUUUAGUAGUUGAUUGGCCACAUAAAGCUGAAAGUAAAUCAUAUUUUCCACCUAAAGGUUAUGCGUUUCUAUUAUUUCAGGACGAAUCUUCCGUACAAAUGUUGAUUGAUAGCUGCAUUCAAGAAGAUGAUAAACUUUAUCUUUGUGUUUCAAGUCCAACAAUGAAAGACAAACCGGUUCAAAUUCGUCCAUGGCGAUUAAGUGACGCUGAUUAUGUUCUCGAUGCAUCAAUGCCUUUGGAUCCAAGAAAAACGGUGUUUGUUGGUGGUGUUCCUCGACCACUUAAAGCUGUGGAACUUGCAAUGAUUAUGGAUCGUCUUUAUGGUGGUGUUUGUUAUGCUGGCAUUGAUACUGAUCCUGAACUCAAAUAUCCUAAAGGAGCUGGCCGAGUAGCAUUUUCCAAUCAACAAAGUUAUAUUGCAGCAAUCAGUGCACGUUUUGUUCAAUUACAACAUGCUGAUAUCGAAAAAAGAGUUGAAGUGAAACCAUACGUAUUGGAUGAUCAAAUAUGCGAUGAAUGUCAAGGAGCACGUUGUAAUGGAAAAUAUGCUCCAUAUUUUUGCGCCAAUAUAACUUGUCUUCAAUAUUAUUGUGAAAAUUGUUGGGCUACAAUUCAUUCACGGCCGGGUCGUGAAUUUCAUAAACCACUAGUGAAAGAAGGUGCCGAUCGACCUAGGGCAAUACCAUUUCGUUGGUGUUAAUAAACGAAAGAAAAAGAAAAGUGGUGAAAUUUUUUUUUUUUUUUUUUUUUUUGGUUAUGUUCAAUUUUUUCGAUAUUGUUUGAAUUUCAACUUUUUUUUUUCUUCCCCUUCACACAAAAUACACAACACAGACAAACAAACAUCGA
This is a messenger RNA of Dermatophagoides farinae (American house dust mite), 3000 nucleotides long. Lineage: Eukaryota; Metazoa; Arthropoda; Arachnida; Sarcoptiformes; Pyroglyphidae. The record is from RefSeq and is a predicted model, not a curated record.